Messenger RNA from Linum tenue, 1179 nucleotides. The record is from the annotation of a GenBank genome assembly. Lineage: Eukaryota; Viridiplantae; Streptophyta; Magnoliopsida; Malpighiales; Linaceae.
AUGCGCCAUUGCAGUAGUACAUCAAUGGAGUCCAAUCUCUCUGCCUCCCUCGGCCUCCCAACGCCAGACCACCACCGUGAAAUGGCCGUUGAUUUCCCGAAUCUCUUCCCCCAAUUCUCCUCCCUGCUCAUUUCCCACCAAAACCCACAAAAACCCAUCCCUAGAACUAGAACCCUCCCUUUCGCCUCCAGUUCCAUCUCCUUAUCCACAUCCCAACAACAACCCUCCCACCACCGAACCGCCCUCACCACCCCCUCCAACCUCAAAUCCCUAAUCAGCAACCUCUCCGUCUUCGAGCGAGCCCUCAUCGGAGCCGGCGGGGGCGGACUCGCCGGCGCCUUCACCUACUUCUGCCUCCUCCCUCUCGACGCCGUCAAGACCAAGCUCCAGACCAAGGGAGCCUCCCAGAUCUACGCCGGAACCCUCGACGCCGUCGUCAAGACCUUCCACGAGAAGGGCAUCCUAGGGUUCUACCGCGGCGCCUCCGCCGUAAUCGUUGGAUCCGCUGCCUCCUCCGCGGUCUACUUCGGCACAUGUGAGUUCGGCAAAUCGAUUCUCUCCAAGCUCGAUGACUUCCCUCCCCUGCUCAUCCCUCCCACCGCCGGGGCAAUGGGCAACAUCGUCUCCUCUGCAAUCAUGGUCCCUAAAGAACUAAUCACUCAGCGGAUGCAGGCGGGAGCAAAGGGGAGGUCGUGGGAAGUUCUGGUGAAGAUUCUGGAGAAGGACGGCGUAUUGGGUCUUUACGCCGGUUACUCGGCCACAUUGCUUCGCAAUUUACCUGCUGGGGUGUUGAGUUACUCCUCGUUCGAGUACUUGAAAGCUGCGGUGUUGAGCAAGGCCAAGAAGGCGCAAUUGCAGCCAAUUGAGAGCGUGGUCUGUGGAGCAUUGGCAGGGGCGAUCUCGGCUUCUUUGACAACUCCACUUGAUGUUGUGAAGACGAGGUUGAUGACUCAGAUGAGCAGAGAAGCCAUGGGAGGGGUUGGGGACACCGUGAAGCAGAUUCUGAUGGAGGAAGGGUGGGUUGGAUUCACAAGGGGAAUGGGUCCGAGAGUGCUUCACAGUGCUUGCUUCUCGGCAAUUGGAUAUUUUGCAUUCGAGACUGCUAGGCUCGCGAUAUUGGAUCGGUAUUUGAAGCACAAGGAGUUGCAGCAGGAAUUGGAUGCUGUUGUUCCAACUUGA